AUCGGGGUCCUUCAGGGUCCUUUGAAUGCAUGUGGCGCGAUAUGGGAAACAGUGGAUAAUAGUUUGACAGUAGGAGAUAUUAUUAUCACCAUUUGGCUCUCUAUUUUUCCACCAACAUGUUUUCUGCUGAGCAAAGCUGUUGGUUUGUCCGCAAGGUAAUUUGCUGGAGAGCUGUGGCGAGUAUUGCUUGGGCUGUCCUAUUGUUGCCACCCAUCACAGCCGUUUUUGUAAUCCUCAGCAGGUUCAGUCUCCUUCAUCCGAUCCAGACGGUAUCAGAAUGUCUGACCUUCUUAACGAGUGCAAGUGUCAUAUUCUCCUUCAUCCUGCUUUGUGGAGUCAUCAUCAUGGUGGGGUUCCUCAACCUGGAAUAUUAUACAGUCAUUCCAACUAUUGCAUGCUCGAAAAUCGCCCUGUUGGGUCAGCUGCUCCACCCUCGUCACUUUGUCAAUUCCCUGGCCCACUGCAUCAUGGGAAUAAUCGUGGCUUGGUGUUGUGCCAUCACCAUCGGGGGCAGAUAUGAGGCGGUCGCCUACCCUUGCACACCGGGGGAUGGCGCUGACAGCUCUCAUCAGAUGUGUCUGAACGAGUAUCACUUCAUCCUUCUGCUGGCUGGAGCCUUCGUUGGGUUAUCUCACAGUAUGCUGGGUGUGAUCUACAACAUGAACUAUGUGCCUUUUCACACUGUUCAGCAAUACAAAUACCUUCGCUUUAAGGGAUCCCUACCUAUGUUGGUGAAGUGCAGUGCCACUCAGGCGCUUUACUCGGUCAGGAACUACAUUGUUUUGUAUUUCUUUUUGGGAUACAUUCCAAAAGCAUGGAUUUGUAAAACACUGAAUCUGCAUUUGAACAGCUCUGUCCACCCUCUUGACAGCAUAGCUGGACUGUUGGACCUAAACCUGCUCUACCAGCUGUGGGUCAGUGCCGGUUUCCUCCUCCUCACAUGGCACGUCACACUGCUGCUCUUUAGGAUCUUUGUUACUGAGGUGUACAGUUUCGCUGUGCAGUCUUCUUUUACCGAGGAUGCCCAUCAGUGUCUUCCUAAAGUUCUUACCGGCAAGCAGUCCAUGAUAUUAAAGUUUUUAGCUCUGCAGGAUCUUGCUCUGCUCUCUCAACACUCCCCACUGAGACGCGUGGAGGUCUUCAGUCUGAGUCAGCCAGGUGGCCAUCCUCACAACUGGAACGCCAUCAGUAAGGAGUGUCUGUCUCUUCUGAGUGAUCUCACCCAGAGACUCAUAGCCUAUCAUGACACUGUAGCAACCAAUGGCCGGGCCAAAUCACUGUCUACUGGGAGUGAGAGGAAGACUUCAUCUGAGACAUCAGUAACCUCAGGUACAGAUGAUCUGAUGAGCCCGAGGCCCACCUUUCUGAUGAAAACCCCAGCGUCGGUCUUUGCUCGCUCCAUUGUUGGCAGCCCUCUGACGGCACCCUUCACUCCUGACCUGGACAGCCCUUUUGCUUCUCCCGCCCUGCGGCGUCUUACUGCUCCUCCGGACCCAUUUUCCCCUUGGUCCGGUACAGUGCAGAGCCCACACAUCAUGAGGAGAGUCCCAAAACUCUGGUCCACCUCUACAGAUUCACAAGUCAAUGGAAGUCCCCCAGCCUCCCCUGCCUCAGUUCCCAGUCCCAAACAGGAACAGUCCAAACCAAGUCUCCUGGCUCAGUUCCUCCAAAACAGAAAAGAACAGGUUAAACAUUUCUUGGCAAAGCGCGUGCUGAUAAUGUAUUUGUUUAACAAGCUUCCAGAAGCCUCCAGUCAAGCUCUGUUUGCAGACAGCCAGGCUCACAUCUGGGCUUUAGAAGGACUGUCGUAUCUGGUUCAAGCCUCCUUCUCAGAAGACCAGUUUGGGGUUGUACAGACUGCAUUACCCAGCAUUCUCAGCUGUAUGCUGGUCUUACAAGAGGCUGUAGAUCGGCACUUCAAGCUGCCUCACGCCUCCAGUAAGCCCGUCAGGUCGGCCAGCAGCCUGGGAGACUCCACUCACAAAACACUGCGCUUUGCCCUCAGAGCCACUCUCAAGACUGCCAUCUACAGGAUUACUACGACUUUUGGAAAUCACUUAAAUGCUAUUCAGAUGUCUGCAGAGCACCGGAAAAGACUGCAGCAGUUUCUGGAAAACAAGGAGUAAAACACCUGACACUCGGCUCUUGUGCCUUCAGAUUCUUAUCAGCGUGUGCGCAUUAGCACGAGUGGGGCCAAUCCUGAAAGCCCAUGAUAGUGCCUCCUUUUCAUAUUUAUGUGUGCGAGAUGUCAUGGUGGAAUGUAUUUGAUGGGCUAUAUCACGUCCUCCAUGUGUGAGGCUUCCUGCCACACUGACAGACUGAACCAGGAUGGAAGCCCAGCUGUUCUUCCUCUUUAAGAGAUUUAAACUAGCUCACAGUACACAAAAACAACUUAGUCCAAAAGAUGUUUCAUUUCUAUUACGAGAUAAUGAAUUUUGACUUGGCUCUCGUGUGGAAAGUUGUAAAGGGCUUGGUUUUACAUGAUAUGCUUUUUGGUACUGCACUUCAUGGGCUGUCUCAUGGUAUUAUUAUAUCCUUCUGGUUUCAAAAGAUUAUCGUUUGGUGUGAGAGAGUCGGUAUGUCGUGUCAGUGAUGAGAGAGAAACUGUGUGGCUCUCUUCAGCUUGAUGGGUAUCUGAAAUGUGAAAACAUAUAUAUAUUUUUAAAGAUCUGGUUUUGUUCUAAACACCAGCCCCUGAAUGCCCCUUCAGAUGUACAGACCGGACACCUGUUUGUAUGUUAACUAUUUAGUUUGUCAGUUUUUGUUCAUGAGAAAUGAGGCUGUCUUUCAUGUCAGAUAAAGGAUGGAGAUUUGGUGUGACUGGUACCAAGUGUGUGGAAAAUGUUUGGAUUGCCAAUGCAUAUUGAGUUUGAUACCCACUCAAGAGACAUGUUGAAUAAAAACAUUAUGUAAAGAUCCA
This is a messenger RNA of Eleginops maclovinus (Patagonian blennie), 2920 nucleotides long. It is a transcript of the gene ndc1, whose product is annotated as NDC1 transmembrane nucleoporin. Bases 117 to 2126 code for a protein of 669 amino acids. The record is from RefSeq and is a predicted model, not a curated record. Gene Ontology annotation, cellular component: nuclear pore transmembrane ring. The transcript is spliced from 18 exons. Gene Ontology annotation, molecular function: protein-macromolecule adaptor activity. Lineage: Eukaryota; Metazoa; Chordata; Actinopteri; Perciformes; Eleginopidae. Gene Ontology annotation, biological process: nuclear pore organization.